Molecule: messenger RNA, 1446 nt
Organism: Lactuca sativa (garden lettuce)
Lineage: Eukaryota; Viridiplantae; Streptophyta; Magnoliopsida; Asterales; Asteraceae
Source: RefSeq, a predicted model, not a curated record
AUGGAUAAAUCAUGGAUUUCCUCUAGUAGAUUAUCAAAUGCAUAUGAUGAAGGUGUGAAUGCUUUUCUAGAGUUUGCACAAACUAAUAAUCCAAAGUUAGAUGUUAUUCCAUGCCCUUGUGUAAAUUGCAUCAAUUUGUGUCACCACUCAAUUGACAAUGUACGUUAUCAUUUGUUUGCCCACGACUUCGAUGAGAAUUAUAAGAUUUGGUCUUUCCAUGGAGAAAAACAACCCAAUAGUGAUUCUAGAUGCCCUAACAAUUCCAUUCCUCCUGAUGCUAUUUAUACAAAGGAUAUGCUUCAUGAUGCCUUCAAAUACGUAGACGAUGAACCUGAUUCGUUGAAAUCACUUCUUGAAGAGUGUGAUAAGCCACUUUAUGUAGGGUCAAAGUAUAAUGCACUUAGUGGAUUAUUGAAAUUCCAACAUUUGAAGGGUCAAUUUGGAUGGUCUGAUGCUAGUUUUGAUGCUUUGUUGUCUGUCCGAAAAGAUAUCUUACCAUCAAACAAUACCAUCCCUAGCUCGAUAUAUAAGUCCAAGAAGUUGCUAAAAGGAGUAGGUCUACAAUAUGAGAAGAUUCAUGCAUGUGAAAAUGAUUGUGUUCUAUUCUGGAAAGAACAUAAAGAUGCUUCUCAAUGUCCAACUUGUGGCACUUCUCGUUGGAAGAAGAAUUCCAAAAACAUACCUUCAAAAGUUUUGUGGUAUUUUCCUAUCAUCCCUAGAUUUAGAAGAAUGUUUUCAAUACCACAAAUUGCACAUGACUUAACUUGGCAUGCACAAGGUCGGAUCAAUAAUGGGAAGCUUACUCAUCCUCGCGAUACCCCUUCUUGGAAGCUUGUUGAUAACACGUGGAAAGAAUUCGGACAAGAAAAACGAAAUCUUAGAUUAGCCUUGUAUGCUGAUGGUAUCAAUCCACACAAGUCAUUAAGUUCCAAGCAUAGUUGUUGGCCGGUUAUCCUAAUAACAUAUAAUCUACCCCCUUAUUUGUGUAUGUCAAGAAAAUUCAUGAUGUUGACUCUGUUGAUAUCCGGGCCAAACCAACCUGGUAACAAUAUUGAUGUCUACUUGGCACCAUUGAUAGAAGAUCUAAAGCUCUUGUGGGAAACUGGCGUUGAGACGUUUGAUUCUCAUAAGAAAGAAUACUUCAAUUUAAGAGCAAUAUUACUUUGGACUAUAAGUGAUUUUCCCGCGUAUGGUAACCUUUCGGGGUGUGUUACUAAAGGUUAUUAUGCUUGUCCAAUAUGUUCAAAGAAUACUUGUUCACAAUGGUUGCCAAAGUCCGAAAAAGUAUGCUUCCUUGGGCAUAGAAGAUUCCUACCACUUGAACAUCCUUUUCGCAAAAGAAAAAAAAAUUUCAACAAUCAACAGGAGCACGAUUUUAUGCCACAACCAUCAUCAGGUGAAGAGAUUUAUGACUAUCUGGCGGGAUUUGAGACUACAUGGGGGUAA